UACUUUUGUUGGCAUACAUAUCAAAAUGUAUGAAAAUCGAGUAAUAGAUAUCAUCUUUUGAUAUAAUCAUGUUUGUAACAUGACGGAAUCCCGAUCAGUGCACACCACACAAUUCCAUAAACACAUGGAAAAAUGAUGGUGCAACAACUCGUUUGUUUUACAAUAUUGUGCAACAAGCAUUUGUCGCUUUGAAUUGAUUACUCAUGUUAACGAUAUUAGGCUCCCAACACUACAGGAUCAUCUACAGAAUAUGGCAACAGACUGCCAACUACAUACAUAGGCCAAUAUACGGGAAGAAACGGGUUGGCACAUUUGACACAGUUCUGUCAUUAAGGGAAAAGUCUUCAGGCCAAGUUGUAAAGUUUUUUUCACUCAAGAGUAUGGAGUUGCAAACAAAUUCCAGGUCUGAAGAACUCUUUCCAGAGGGUAAUGUAAAUAAAAGUGAAUCAAAUACAGAAAGAUCCCCGGAAAGUUGGCUGGAAGAUGGCUUUGGUAUUCUGUUUGAUGAAAGUCAAAGUUCCAAUGAAUUAUCUGUCAAGAAAAAGGAGGGGUCAAAAAAGGCAAAGGCCUGUAUGAAGAAGGGCAUGGAGGAGAAUUUAGAGGAUGGACCGAGUAAAUCUAAAAAGAAAAAGAAAAAUGCAAAAAAGAUUUCGGAAAUGCCAGAUCACUUCAUCGCUUUACAAAUUAGGAAUCCUGAGAUCCAGAAAGAAUUUGCUGAUGUUCAGGAAAAAAUUGUAUCCCAGAGUCCUUCACUAAUCCACGCUAUGGUGUCUGUCCAAAAACUCCACAUUACAGUGAUGCCUGUUUGUCUCCCGACUCAGGACCGUAUAGACAUAGCCAAGUCUGCAUUGGAUGAGUGUGCUGCCAAACUACAUACAGAUUACAGGGACCGAUUGAUCGUGCUUGGAGUGGCAGGGAUAGGAAAUUUUAGGAAUAAUGUCUUGUUUGCUAAAGUUGCUGCAUCAGAUCCAAGUCAGCACAAUGUUUUGCAGCACAUAUCUGAUGUGGUGAAUGACUCAUUUGCUGAACAUGGUAUUAAAAAUACUGACAAGAAGUCUGAUUUCAAACCACAUAUUACGAUUGCAAAGUUGUCAAAGAACUUUCGUAAACUCAGAUUGGAAGGUAUAAAAAAGAUUGACCCUUCACUGUAUGAAGACCAAAUAGACAGACACUUCGGCCAUCAAGUCCUUACCUCAAUACAGCUCUGCUCCAUGUUCAAAAAGGACCUGGCAACUGGUUACUAUAAAAUACUACACGAAGCAAGCUUUGGUCCUCAGCAAAUUUCAAAUUUGACAUUAGAAAAGCAGUCAAGUGAAACAUCAGCAGCAGAUAUUAUUGUGCAGUGGAGUGUAAAAUCGGCCAUGGAAAAAUGUAUGGCUACAACUCGCGUGGUGGAGGAUGAAUCCAAGUAUGUAAAACCAGAGGAAAGCAGACAUGAUACAGAACUUUUAUCUAAACUUUCUGAUAAUGAAAAACGCACCAGGUGUGAGGAGGAAUUAGAUACAGAUUCUGACUUGUGUUCAACAUUAGUGAAUGGCACUUUGCUGAAAAAUGUCAACCACGAUCCUGAAGUCAAUCAAGUUGACUCAUUUUCUAAAGUUGAAGUAGUCAAAGUUUCAACUGAGGAGGAAAUUGAGAAAGUUUGUAGGUCUGAAGCAAAUAUCAGUUCAGAUGUUAAUACACGUGUUAUUGAGAGUUCCAAGGAAGAAAAAGAGAGUAGUGAUACUUGAUGAGGUAUAAUACCCCAGGUAAACAGUAUAGUGUGUUUAUUGUCACAAUGAUGUAUUGCCUUAUAUUUCAACAUUAUAAGGCUGUAUCUAAUCUAUCUAUACUCCGUCAUCAAUAUGCAUAUCACUUGACAUGUCUUUUGUCGUCAGUAAAAUAUUUACACAUGUAGUUCAUCAGCAGUGUUUAGGUUAUUGAAGUUAGAAAUCAUGAAAUCAUUACAUUUUCAAAAUAUUAAGAAGAAUUCUUUGCAUCAUUCUCUUCAGGGCAUUUUUUAAGGUGUAGUGUUUAGUUAGAAAACUUUAUAUUUUUUCAUAUAUUUUUAAAGGGAGGUGAGGUGCAGUAUACAGUAAAAUCAUAUAUUUUUGUAGAGUUGAAUUUUCAUAGUACCCUCUCCUCCAAACAUAAAAAUACUAAAAAAUUGCUCAAUAUACGUCCUUAAACCAAGUAUAUCAAUUUGUGGACAUAUGAAUUUGCGGAUCAAGAUAGUUCACAAAAUUAGCAAAAAUAAAUUUCCCACAAAAAUGAAUCAUUUCACAGUAUUUCUGUAUGAGAGAGAUACUUGCAGCAUAACUUGACACAUGUAAGAAGAUAUUGAUAAUAAAGACAAAUAUGACACAUUAAUGAAUGCACAUUUACAGUCAUGGUGCUAAAUUUUCAUUUCUUUUUCUAAAUAUUAUAUAAACUUUUUCCAUUAUAUUAGUUUAUUGAAUGAAAAUGU
This is a messenger RNA of Ylistrum balloti, 2446 nucleotides long. Its product is annotated as A-kinase anchor protein 7-like. Gene Ontology annotation, cellular component: cytosol. NCBI's taxonomy places the organism in Eukaryota, Metazoa, Mollusca, Bivalvia, Pectinida, Pectinidae. The record is from RefSeq and is a predicted model, not a curated record. The transcript is spliced from 7 exons. Bases 204 to 1730 code for a protein of 508 amino acids. Gene Ontology annotation, molecular function: protein kinase A regulatory subunit binding.